AUGCUUCAGCUAGACCUGAUUGAUGCUACUGGGGACACCCCAGGCGACGAAGGGACGGCUCCUGAGCCCAUCAAGAAGGAGCCCCCGCCAGUGACCAUGGACACCUACAGACCCAAGCGGCCCACGACGCUCAAUCUCUUCCCACAGGUGCCUCGGACGCAGGUGAGUCCCUCAAGCGAGAAAGGGGGUGAGGUGGGUAGGAGGGCAGGAGAGGGCAGGGCAGGAAUAAGACAAGCACUGUGUCUUAGAUCUGAAUAAACAUGUUUUGGAUUGCUCUGUGAUCGUUCCCAGUCAUUAUCAAGCAGAAGAGGAAAGCUGAUAGUUUCCCCCUGCAGAAAUAAGUCAGUGUCUGCAAAGCAAAGAAAGCAUGUUCACCUCCCUGAACUCAAACCUCACAUUUCCCCCCCCCCCAUAGUUGUGUUGCUUAUGGGCAAGAAUGUGCUCUAAUUGGUGGGGAAAGCUGCCAGAGAGCCUUUGGGGUGUCUUGGAGCUCUGCAUGCUUUAUCUUUCCAUAAAGAUUGUGAGAGUCAGUGGUAGAUUCUGGGAUUAGAAGGUGGCAGGGGUGGGGAGACUGGGUUUCAGUGCUUUAUUUCUGAAUUGAGAUGUUCUGGGGCUCAAACCACUGUAGAUGUUAUAGUCUUUAAGUAGGAAAUGCUGCUGUACAAUCCCAAGAUUGUGUGGUGUGUGCACAUGUGUGUGGGGAGGGGGGGAACCUGUUAUCUGUGAGAGGAAUGUACUCUGAACAUGCUCAGAGUUUAACAUUAUUUCUGUUCAAAAUAUGUUCUGAGUCUGAUAGCCAACAGACUGUGGAUUAGAAUAAGUUUUAAUGAGUUAAGAAGGCAGGGAAUCCAUUUUGGAAUGGACACCGUUUUGGGGAAGCGAGAAUUACCUCCCCAGAAAUGAGACCAUAGGGAUAACAUGCUGGAAGUGGUUAAUCCCUUUACCGGGAGACGUUUGGCUGGGAUAACAGCUCUGCUGAUGAAGGGAGGCUGUGUGCAGUGUUUGUGUGUGCAAGAGGGUGUGGGUGGAAAGAAAGGAACAGCUCAUUCUCCUGCAUUCUCAGUGGGGCUUACUCCGAGGUAAGGAAGUUAACACUUCCAUAUCCUUUUGCCUGGGAAGUAUCAAACCAUUCCACAACAUCUCUUCUGUGCAUUCCCGUCCUCAAAUGAGUCACGCAAAUGAUAAAUGCCAAGUUUCCUCUAGAAAUUCUUGGCAUGUAUACUGGUGCCUUGUUGUUUAAUUUAUCCUGCGUCGAAAUGGUUUAUAAUGCAUUCGGUCCAUGGUGAUCUUCUCUUCUGUUGAAUGGCUAUAGAAUGGUGCAUUGUUUUGUGCCUAAGGAAUGAAGCUCUAAAAAGCACCAAGAUUCUGGACUUGGCCCAGAGAAUUGUGAGGCCAUCUUUGGCCACGCCAGAGUUGUCUGUAACCUGUUGCGCCCUAGGAACCAUUGUCAGGAAAGAUAUACCCCCUGAACAAGAUUAGACGCCUACCUGGGGAUACUGGUCAGAAUAACUUAGUAUUAGUUCAAAGGGGAUUUGCUCAGAAAAGAACAAUGUGGGCACAGAAGAACCAAAAUUACAGAGGGGCAGCCAUGUUAAUCUGUUAAAGUAAACACAAAGAAUCCUGCAGCACCUUAAGGACUAAUGGAAUUAUAGUAGCAUUAGCAGACUGUACCACACUUCAUUACAUUAAAGGAAACAAAAUAUUCCAGUUAGCUCUGAUGGCUAGAUCAUGGUGCUGAUAAUGCCAAGGCUGUGGGUUUGAUCCCCAUAAAGGCCACCUGCAUGUUUCUGCAUUGUAGAGGGUUGGACUAGAUGGCCCUUGGGGUCCCUUCCAACUAUGAUUCGAUGGUGGUGUAAGGAAGAGCACUUACGGUGGGAAGCAAUUUUACCAGGAAGUGGGAAGAGAACUUGCUGAAAGUAUUCAAAAGGGAGCAUUUAUUAGAAGUAACAGGAAAUGUGUGAGCAAUCCAUUUUGGCUAUGUAGCAUGAUACUGGAAAGAGUUUUUAACUGCCCUAUAUCUGCAGCACCCCUCCUCCAUCCGGGAGCAGGAGUGUAGAUUUCAGCGCUCCGUGCUGUAACUGUUCGCAGGCUAGCCACCUGCAAUCUCUUUAUCUGCCUCUCUGUUGUUUAGUCUAUAGAGCAAGUAGGGUUCCACAUGCAACAAGAGACUAUUUUUAAUCGUAUGCUGUUCUGGGAUAUUGGCUCCACUUACUAUAUAAGAAGAUUUUCACAGUGACGUUAGCAAUGGAGAGUGCACCGAAAGGCAGGUGCUGCUCUGUGCAGCAGAUGGUGAAGACUCCAUGUCUCUCUCUCUGUGUGUGUGUGUGUGUGUGUGUGUGUGUGUGUGUAGGUGGGGGCUGGGAAUUGGUACCAUUAUGCAAUUGACAAUAGAGGCUAUUAAAGCUCCAGCUGAAGAGCUGAAUGGCUUGGGCUGGAGAAAAAGGGGACAAGGAUAGAGCCCUCUUACCCAGCUUGGCCAUACUGGCUGGGGCUGAUGGGACUUGUAGUCCAGAAUACCUGGAAAGUACCAGGUGGGCCAAAGCCGCUCUCAUCAUAGCUGCGCCUCCAACUUCUAUAGGAGAGUAAAAUUGGAAAACACCUACUGUCAUAGUCUCAUGCACGCUGCAACAUUCCCUCUGGUGCCCAGGACCAUGUGUAACUCGGCUGUACCCUGAAAUUUCUGCAAGAGAUACCCCAUUUGUUGGCUUUAGCACUCAGUGCCAGCAGUUUUGAGCUCUGUCUUAGAACCAAACAAGAUGAGAUUGAAGAAUAGCCGUGUUUGAAUUUUCACAGCAGAUGCACCUGCAGAGACAGCCAUUAUGAUGAGGACCACAAUCCUUGAGCAGGACCUACUGGGAAAGGUGUCCUAACAAGUAUUGAUAGUAUACAGGCACCCAGUGCAAUUCCCAAAGAAUAGUUGUAAUACGUCUCCACUUUGGGAUCCCAUACAGCAGCUGAGCUGUUGCAUUUUGCACUAUCUGCAGCUUCUGGACACUCUUCGAGGGCAGCCCCGUGUUGAGGGCAUUGAAGUAAUUCAGUCAGGAGUCUAUCAGAGCAUGAAUAACGGUAGCUACCGUAAGUUAUCUCAGUUCAGGAAUAGCCAUAGGUGGUAAACCAGCUGUGGCGGGGCGCAUAGGUGCCGGGGGGGGGGGACACAAGCUCCCCCAGUAUUUCUGAUGGAAGGGCCAGGACCCCACAAAGUUCUGUGAUGACAUGCGUGCACACCAUGAGGCAUGCUUGCAUCACACACACAAGCCACGGGGUGCCCGCACCUUGGGGCAUGCGCGAGUGACACCAGCACACCAUGAGGCAUGUGCGCACACUACAAGCACGCCGUGGGGCAUGCUGAUGUCAUGGGGACCUGGUGUCCCUCAAUUAUGGGGGCAAGGUGGCAGCCCUGGCUGGGCAUGUGCACACCUUGCCUUCCUGGACAUCCAGUCUCGACUUAGAAUCAAGGAGCACUGCCUGCUCCAUAUCAGUGAGUGUGAAUCCCUCUAGAACAGGUUGCUUACCCUGUUCCUGGGCAUAGGAACCACCUCCCAUCUUGUCAGGAUUCAGCUUCAGUUUAUUGGUUCUCAUCCAGCCCUUACGGCUGCCAGACUUUGGGCUUCACCUGACUCAGAUGGUAUAAACAAAUAGAGCUGGGCGCCAUCCACAAAUGCCUAUCUUCUUACCCAGCAGUUUCAUAUGUGUUUAAAAAGUGUGGGGGAACAAGGUAGGUGCUUGAUGAUGAGUCAAAAAUUACUCUGCAGAUAGCAGAACCAUCACAGUACAGUGCUCCCCACUCUCAGUUUGUAGGGCUGCUCCAGGAAGAUACCAUGGUCUCUGGUAUCUAAAGCUGCUGAGAGAUCCAGGAGAACCAACAGGGAUCCACCUCCCCUGGUAUAGGGGCUGAUGAAGGGACUAAUCUGACUGAUCCCUUCAUGAUGGAUGAAGGAGCUGAUCUGGCUUGCUUUACCAAGACUAGGGUGAAUGAGCUGGGUGGGCCUGUCUGGGUACUUGGUACAGCACCAGACUGAGGCGAGUGUGUUGUUGUUGUCGUCCACAAAAGCAGAAUCUCCUUUUCCAGAAACCUUUUGAUCUUGGGAUGGGGUUCAAAGGUCUGCCCCUGGUGUUGGGCCAGAGAGACAGUAUGUUUAAAGGAGACAAAAAUACUAUUCUUGUGGUUUGUGCAUGCAUACUAUCCCUUCAAACACAUACUGAUGUAUUAUGUUUAUUUCUUUUCAAUAGAGGGGAGGUGGGAUUUCCAGUCCAAGAUGCUAAAUCACCAGAGUAAUGUUAAUACAAGCUUACUGCCGCAGGAGAAUGAGAGUGGUCUUGGGGAGCAAAAACAGCAGGGUGGUGAGGGUUAUGGUGCUGCUCACUGAGAGUGUAUGAGAAAAGGGGUUUUUUUUAGGCCAAGGCAGGCCAAAAACAUAAUGCAGUCCUCUAAGGUGAGUCCCCCACUCUCCUACUAGCUAAGAAAUUCUUUCUGUUUCCAACUCUUUCCUUGGAGAAGGAGUUUCAAGUUUGGGUGCAGGAAGAGGGUUGUGUGGGGAGGGCAGUCCUCACAGGUGUGAGUGUGAUGAGUGAUUUUGACUUGUCCGUGUUUCGCUUCUGCAUGUGGGAGUGGAUAGGUAGAAGAAUUCACAGAAGGCUAUGUAUGGCAGGUACAAGCAGCCAUAGGUGUUGGGGGAAUAAUGAAAAUUAAAUAGCUGUAGGGGUGUUUAUGAACUAGGUGAGUAAUAUUCAUAGAAGUUAAAUAUGGCCUGGAGUGAGCGGUGAUCUCACUUGCUCCCCUCCCCAUACACCUAGUGCCAGGAAGAGCCAACAGAAAUGAGUAAUUUCCCAGAUAAUAAAGGUGGCAAUUUACGUCAUGGGCUCUUCCUCAGCCAGGCUGCCCUGAGCAGGCUCUGUGGGUGCCUUGACUUGCUGUUUUAAUGUACUUUUCCCUGAGAGGGAAAGCUGAAUAUGUCUCCAGACUGACUUAAACUCUCCUUUUAUCCUGUUGGUUUUGCCUGUUCAGGAGCAACAAUAAUGGCAAAAUCUGGAUGCUAAGAUUGUCCGUUUCCAAAGGAACAGGCAGGAGUUUCCAGGGCACUUAGCUAUGUCAGCAGCAGACCUCUCUCCAAGCUAUUUCUGCUGCUCUGUCAGUCCAGCUAUAUAUCUGAUUUGGGGGGGGGGGGGUGUGCAAAGGCUGGCACUGAGAGCUGGAGUCUGCAAGUAACCCUUUCAGGCCUGGAAUUUCCUGAAAAGGCCUAUAAGAGCUGUAACCCAGAUCAUAAGAUCUUAUUUUUAUCUGGGCAGAGUCUCACUUUGCCAACUACCGUUUUCUUCUUCACACAUGGGUUGGAGGAAUAUGACAUUAAUUUUGGCAAGGAGACAGAGAAACAGCCAUGGUCCAAACUGUGGCAUUUCAAAGCUAGUUCCAGUGCAAUUCUCUGCAUUCAUGAGACUUCCCCAGAUCUGGCUUCCGGACAUAGCAUCAUCAGUCAGCAAUAUGUAUGACUGAUCUGUUCAGACAAAAUACUUUCAGGCACACAAAUGCAUGGCAGUCGGUGCUGAAAUAAUCCUGUGGAGAGAAAUCCUAGUUCCAAUUUCAUUUAUUUAUUUAGAUCUAUCCUUUAACCUUGUUUACACACUUUAUGGGCCAAUAUUGCUGAUAUGAUUAUCGUCCCAGCAUCCAAUAAAAAGGAAUGUGUUCUUAACAUAUUUAUAUCUUCGCUGUCUUCUGUACUGUACCUGCACCUGUUUAGUACAUUUUUAGAAUUAACAAUAAUUUCCCCGAUUCCAUGGCACCAGUCAGAUUGGUUCUGAGAGUGCUAUAAGAAAGCAUGUUUUAUUUUAUUAUGUUAUAGCAUUUAGAAACUGCUUAAUAUUUUUAAAAUCUCAAAGCAGUACGCAACUUAAAAACAACAUCAUUAAAACAAAAAUACAGCAUAUUUGUUCUGUGAACCUCCCUAAGAACUCCAGGUAUAGGGCAGUAUAUUAAUAAUAAUAAUAAUAAUAAUAAAAAUAAAAAUACCAGUGAAAUUGUAGUAUAAAAUGAAGAAUUAAGGCUAAUGAAGACAGGGUCAAAUAAGUUAGAGAAAGCCUGGGAAAAGGUCCACCUUUGUCUGAAGCGAAUGAUGGUUGCUGCUUCACAUACGGCAGAGAGAAGAAGCCCCAAGGCAACAUCAGAUGAAAGGUGUGUUCAUACAGAGGUUUCUUUCCUCAGUCGGCUAGAAUUGCUCAUUCUCAUUACAGUCCCCUUUUCACAUUCAUAAUAAUCAUAUGUUCACCUCCUACAUUACAAUUCUUGGAUGCUGCGUUUGUCUCCUCCAAAGUCCCUUUCAAGUAAUCUAAUAAAUCGGAAAGAUCACAACAGAUAUCUUUGUUUUCUAAUGUAUGUGCAAAGUUUUAUCUCCAGCGUUCCCUGUGUGGUGUUUCAUAGACUUUAUCUCAUGUCAGCUACCAUUGAUAAUUGUACCAUUAAAUCCAUAUCUCCCUCCCUGCUAGAGACACUCAGUUGCUCGAAAGGAGUAUGUUUGCUGGGCAGUGUGUCAAAAUGUCCUGGUGCAGUAAGGAUCUUUUGACACUGCAUCAGAAGCAUCACUGUGUUGCAGUGCAGAGCGACUGGAUUGUCAAAAGGGCAUAAGGAUAAGCGUCCAGCUUCCAGCUCAUCCCUUUCCCUCAGACUUUACAGCACUGCUCUUGCGCUGAAUGUGAUUCCCUUCUUAGUAAUUCCCUCUCAUGAAACCAGAUGCCGUGUCUUCUUCCAGCAACUCUUGGCCAAUGUUCCUAUCUCCAAACACACCCAACAAGCUGCAGCAGAAAUUGCAGAGUCAGCAAGGCUAGCCUGAGUGAAGGACCUUGUACCACUAGUGUCAAGUAUCAUGGGUGGAGGAAUAACUAUAUUACAAGCUCUUCAGGAACAGGGAGCCCUACCCCUCUCCAGAUCAUGAGAGCUUCGAGUCUUUUGUCUGUGGCACAUCAUGCAGAAUGCCCUCAAUCACCAUAUUGAGAUGGUUGCAUAAUGCCUCCAAAGAACUCUGUUGAUUCCUGUCACAAGUGUAUGAUCUCAUAAUCCCAGUCUCUCGUCAUCUGAAGUGUGUGUGUGUGUUGGGGGAGAAGCUGCUUCCUUUUCUGCUAGCCCCUCCUCUGGACAUGCAUUGGCAGAAAUGGUUGCUGUUCAGGCAGCUUGAAGCCUGUGCAGUUGCCACCGGGAGCCACGCAGAGGCAGAUGGGGACAUGGGCUCCUUUGCCCCAGCACAAGAGCAGCUUUCAAAGCUACGUUGGCAGCUAGUGGCAGCCUCUCUCUUUCGUUGGCUGCAGAAAGGACAAUCUCUUGGGACAGUGCAUCCCACUGCCCUCCCUUCUCUUCCUGCCUCUAUGUACUGCUUCAUGCAGGUCCCGGGGCAUUCCUUUCAUACUGCAAUCCAGCAGCACGCCGGGGAACCAAAAUGGCUAGGAAACAGUGCUUUAAGUCUCCAAGGCCUAGGAAGCUUCUAGCUGCAGGUUUAAUUUUAUUUUACAGGGAUAAUGGGAGGAGCAAAUGAAAGAUUCCAAAGGGCUGCAGAGGGAAGUUAGGCUUGGGCAAAUGCAGCUGAGGAAAUAAUUUAACAUAGAAAAAAUAAUAAUCUAAUUUCAGCAAAUUCAGCAAAAUGGGAACUGGGAGCAGCAAAUGAACAAGGGGACACAUGAAAUGGCUUUUAGAGAAAUUUGGGGGUGUUGUUCUGGAGUCCAUCAGAAGUUUGCUUUUACAUUCAUUGUUUUCAUUCAGAAAGUAUGCAUGCCUUUUGUUAACCAUCGGUGCAAGUAUGUUUCCUUGCCCCUGCCUCUCCCAUUGUACAUAUGGUAGUUUUCUUACUUGAAUCCAUUUAGAAAUGUUAUAUGCUGCCUUUCUACAAGCUUAGCGUUCAAGGUGCACCUUCCUUCUGCUUGGCCUGUGAGGACUGAGUGGCCCUGGGGGCCUGUUCAAGAUACCCUUUUGCAGGAGACAGUGCUUUUUAACUUAGCAGCAGAGGAAGAGCCUUCUCAGAAGCUGCUUCCUGUAACAUUCUCCUCCACUUCUGCCCUGGGAAAGCAAGGACCUCCCUGGUAGAGAGAUGGGCAGAGAGUUGGGUGGUACCAGGGCUGAAGCACGAGUGGGUGAGCCAAAGCAGCCUCUGGGAGUAGCUCCCUGAGAGACACAAAAGGGACUGAGGCAGCUAGAGAUGGGUUAGGGGACACAGCACAUGGCAGCGUCACUGGGCACAGGCUUUCCAGAAUCCUUUAAUUCAUGAUAGCCAAGGAAUUAUGAUAGUCAUAUUCAAAUAUCUGAAGGGCUGUCACAUGGAUGAUGGAACAAAAUUGUUUUCUACUUCUACCAGGGGAACUCAAACUGAUGUAUUCAGAUUACAAGAAAGGUAAUUUCAACUAAACAUAAGGAGAAACUUUCUCACAGUAAGAGCUGCCUCAACAGGUGGACUCUCCUUCAUUGGAGAUUUGUAAACAGAGGUUGGGUGGCCAUCUGUCAGGAAUUCUUUAGCUGUGAUUCCUGCAUUGCAGGGGGUUGGACUACAUGGCCCUUGGCUCCUUUCCAACUCUUCAAUUAUAGGAUUUUAUGCUUCAUAGGCUGUGCACCUUUAAAAAGCAUACACCCUUCUCAUAAAAGUGUGCUUUAAUGUCUGGUACUUCAGUGAAUGCCUUGCUCCAUGGCCUUAUCCAAUCAAUAAUAUUAUUUUUGAUAGGGACUCUUUAUGAAAUACAAUGGAUACACGGUUACUGCCAACCUGUGUCUCUUCUCCCACCCAGAAACUGAAUCUCCCUGGUAAAGUUUGGGGAGACAAAUGCACACUGAGAUGUCAUUGUGUUGAAUGUUUCCCCACCCCAUCCUGAUUAAUUGGCUACCGGAUUGAUAGCGAACAUGGUGCCUUCCAUGGUGUUGGGACUCCCAAGUCUCAUCAUUCAACUAACUUGGCUAAGAGAUAAUAGGAGUCAUCAUCCAGCAACCUCUGCAGAGCACCACCUUGACUCACUCUGGGCUGCUGCUUUGGAGGGGAUGGAGAAAUGCCAGGAGCUACGCUGUAGAAUGCAACUCAGCCCCUUGUGGCAGCAGUGUGUUAGAAUGCCUGAAAUUCUUUGACUAAUGGGAACAAUGGCUCAUCCACAUUUACGUUUGCCCUGCCACUUCCCCCUGGGAAAUCCUGUGAUUCAGCGCUGAAUCGGAACAAACAGCAGUCAGCUUUUCUGCAGAGUGCUGUUUGCUCUGAUUUAGCACUAAAGAGAGAGUUUUCCAGGGCAAAGGCAAAACUGCUUGGAAACAGAAUGAACAGUAGUGUGGAUGAGUCCCUGAGAGAAAGAGAGAGCAUUUGUGUGAUUUAGUCUCCCUGCAGCAGCGAAGCACAAGUGAAUGGUACCUGGAAAUGUGACAUUUUGCUUCUUUCUGACAAAGGCUUGGGGGUUACUUUCUCCCCCCGACCCCAGUCCCCAUGCCUUGCUCCAUCUCCUCUCCUUUUUCCCUUUUCUCUCAACUGCUUCAUUGUGGAUCUGAACUACAGUGGUUCUGGCAUCUGCGGCUGCAGCAGCAACAGAUGGAUUUAGCUGUUGAAUCCCUAUGAAUGCACACAGACAAUAGCUGGAGGGGGGAGGGGGAAGCAGCAGGGCCAUAGGCUGGAGUUGGGGGGGGGUUGAUGGGGCCCCCUUUGUGCCAUGCGCCGUUUACCCUUGCAGCUACAAGGCCGCUUUGUUCUUUUGCUCAGGACACUCUGAAUAACAACUCUCUGGGGAAAAAGCACAGUUGGCAGGAGCGAGUGUCCCGGUCGUCAUCCCCUCUGAAAACUGGUGAGUUCAUCUCUGUACAGCGACUGGUUCUCUUUCUAUCUUUUUCCUCCCCCUUUUUGCAUGAUGGUACAUUCUCUGGCGCUUGGACCUUCUCACUACAUCCUUCUAAUGUGUUUUCACUUUGGCCUGCAUCUUGAAACGGAUGCUAUAGUUUUAUUAAUUGACUGGUGGCACACGAGCCAUGGGGGGGUUGGGUUUGACUUUUCCUGCCUGCUCCCCUUCAGAGCAGGCUUAUUCUAAAAAUCCAAGACCAACUCACAAUGUGGCUCUUGUUACAUCAGCUCAAGACAAUCUGUGGCAGAAGAGCUAGUGUGAUAAGGUUGGGUGCAAGUGCUGGAAUUGGGUUCAAAAAGCCCCGUCAGACAAGGCACUCAAUAGAUGGUCUGAGAAAUUAACUCUCUCAGUCCAACUUUCCUCACAGCGUUGUGAAGUGAAAGCAACAUGAACAGCAUUCUGGAGUCCUUGAAGUAAGGGGAGAUAUCAAAUUAAUAACAACACUUGGGGAGGAAUCCAGUGUCCUGCUAAAACUAAGUUCUGUCAGUGAAAGCAUUUCUGCUUGCCCAGUGGAAUGAUCUGCCCCCUCAUCCUCCUCUACACUGUUCUGCUUGAUGGACAUACCAAUCUCUCCUUCUUCUGCUGAAUGCUGUUCUGAGGGUUCUCCCAACCCUCCUGAGCAGAUUUAGGGAACGUGGGGAGGAGAGUUCUGUUGCACUAGCAGGACACAUUGUGCUGGCAUCUGCUUGCACAAUAAUUUAGUUGAAUCCGGCCCUGAGGGCAAGAUUUAACUAAUGAGCCCUGCGAGCAGAAACCUGGGCAAGGACUUCCACUAGUGCAACAGAGCUUUCCUCCUUUCCCCACUCCCACAAAAUUGGCUGUGUGGAAGUCAGGAGAAAACCUCUGGAACCAGAGGUGUAGGAAGGUCAGGUGGUACUAGGUGCGGAAAGAUUCUCGUCACCCCCCACCUUUGAUUUUUUUUUUUUUUACCUGCAAAAAUGGUUUUACGUUAUUUCAUAUUUUCUUACAAAGGAAUAAUAAUAAGUAGUAAUAAUAAUAAUAAUAAUAAUAAAUCAAUUAAUUAACUUUUAUUUAUAUCCCACCCUCCCCGGCCGAAGUUGGGCUCAGGGUGGCUAACAUCAGAUACAUAACAUUGGUAUAAAAUCAAACAAUAAUUAAAUUACCUCCUAAAAACAUGUCAAAAUCAAAUUAAAGUCUAAUUAGAUGGCUUUUCAGGGUUAGGGUUGGGAACAGUAAGUGCUCCACUGAAUUGAAAUUUCAGCCUUCACAACAUAGAAAAACAGCCAAGUAAACAGCUAUUUUCGUGGAGGAGGGUCAAGAUAUUAACUGAUAUGCAUGAAAUUUCAUAUACAGUAUAGCUAUAUAAUCCCUAGUGUAGUAAGAUAAGACCUUUGGAGCAGGCAUUUUCAAAAAAAAAAAGUUUUUUAUGAACCGCCCUAGUAUGGCAGUAGUUGUUCCUUGAUAAUUUGUCACCCCCCUCCAUGAUGGAACCUGGGCGGCCCCCCAUUCCUACGCCCCUGUCUGGAACAGGACAUGGGAGGAGGAGAAAGCAGAUCUUCCAUCAGGCAAGCAGAAAGGCUUGUGCUGACAGAGCAAUCUGCUUAGUGUGCUACAUUUAUUUCCUUCCUCUCAUAAGAUCCUUGUGGUCCCUGGAAACUAGUUCCUUUCGUAUUUGUUCCAGUUUUGAACUUACUAAUUCCAAAGAUUGGCCAUUCGAGUUAGAAGGUUUUAUAACAACUUCGGGGUGUGAAUGGUAAUACUUAGGACUUGGUAUACCAACUCUGCUUAUUAUUGGCCCUGAAUAUUGUAAUGUCCCAGAGGCCCCACCAAGUGAAACAGCUCCUCUCAGCUCCUUAGAUUCAGUCCCUUGGGUGACUGGACUUCACAACAGCUGCAUUUGCCACCAUUCUGAAUUAAGAUGUGUUGAGAUGUACCCAGACACUGUUGCCCUCGUUCCUUUGGCUGACAUAAAUUCUCUAACCCCACCUUACCCACCCUUAGGUGAGCAGACCCCUCCCCAUGACCACGUUUGCCUGAGUGAUGAGGUCACUCACCAAAACAGCACAACCUCCACCAAAGAUCGGGGCACAUCCACGGAGAGCCCGUGCCGGCGUACGGCUGCUACACAGAUCGCUCCAGUGUGUGUUGCCUCGUCCCGGGCACCGGAGAAACAGCAGGUUGCCAACCGCCCCCCACCACAGAACCCCACCGUUGUAGUAGUGACACGGGGGCCAGAAGCUUAUCGGGACCGCAUUCGCUACCAGACAGAUGUGAGGCUGGAGGCUACUGAGGAGAUUUACCUCACACCAGUGCAAAAGAAUUCUGACCCUCUGGAGUCUGAGAAGCCAUUCAUGUCACAGUCCAGUGAUAACCGGAUGUCCAUCAGCUCUGACAUAGACACUUCCAGCUACCCACAACUGGCAGGAAAACCGAACACCUCAAUCAGCGAGGAGGAUGAAGUGCUGGACUACCUGUCCUCACCUGACAAAAUGAACGCACCAAGGACUGUGUAUGGCAGCAGCAGCAAUGGCGGCUACCGGCCCUGUCAUAGCCGCCAGAGGGCAUCCGUGAGCUCCGACACCAGUGCCCUCUCCUACGAUUCAGUCAAAUACACUCUUGUGGUAGACGAGGACGUGCAGCUGGAACUCGUAAGCCUGAAACAGUGUUACUCAGGUUACAGCGACGAGAGCGAUUCAGCCACUGUCUACGACAACUGUGUCUCCUCACCCUAUGAGUCAGCCAUUGGGGAGGAGUAUGAGGAGGACGCCCUGAAACGUGACUCUGUCUGUCUCUCUGAGGACUCCACCCCUGAGGCAGACAUCCAUUUCUCCAAGAAGUUCCUCAAUGUCUUCAUGAGCGGACGGUCUCGCUCCUCCAGUGAGUGCUGGGGAAAAUUCCAGUAUGGAGCGGGGGGUGGGGGGUGGAGGGACCUGCAAUUUCACAGCAUAUCAUAUCAGAUUUCACUUGCUCAGGCAUUAUAACCCAGUGCCGCGGCAGUGGGUACAAGGAAGUUGCUGGUCAAUACAAGAGACAGUUCCAUGAAAAACAAUCUUAUUAAGACCAAAGGUGACCUCAGAAGACCUUAGAGCAACUUGGAUGUGUAGUUCAAGAAAAUGUCAAAUAUGUUCAAGAGCAGCUUUUGCCAACUGGGUUUCCCUCCAGACACUUUAGACUAUGACUUGGUUGUGACAGCUUGGGGUGAUGGGAGCUAUAGUCCAAAACAUCUGGAGGGAACUGGAUUGGUGAAGGUUAGUUUACAGUCUCAUGCUGGUGUCUGAAUGGGUUGAGGAACAAAACCUCCCUAAACAUAAGUGUAUGGCCAUGACAUAAUACUUUCUCAGAACUCAAUAAAUCAAGAUUGUUUGGGGCAAAAUAUUGAAAGGAAUAUGACAUGGGUAUUGUUGCCACUCAUGUUUCUUUUGUCCCACUGUCACCUCUGGCCAGCAGGGUUUUAGAAACACUUCAACGCCCCCAAAAACCUGUUUACCAGAGAUGACAGGGAGAGGAGUAUACACACUUAUGGGGAACAAUCCAUUCCUCAUAUCACUGCCAAAACUGAAGGAAAAGAAGUAUGUUUCCAGUCCUUUUAUCUGCUCCAUAAGAAGCUACCAGCUCAGCCAAUUGGUUGUUUUCAUGCAGAUGCCCAUUAAGAGGCCAAAAUAUUCUAGACCUUUUUGACUGGCUUUUUCUCUAGUGGAUUCCUGCAGGAAAUCCUUGGGCUACUGUCACAUGUUGUUGCCUCCAUUUUAUCUUACAUUAUAUUGAAUUGAGGUUUACAUUAUGUUGAGUUUUGGAACCCAUAAAUUUCUGUCACAUUUGCAGGAAGUGUGGUGAGGCUGGCAGGGUAAAGCUUUGGCUAACUUUAUUGAGAGCACAACACCAUGUUGUUCUCCCAACUGGAUAUGCUGUGAAAUAGUGGCUCCUAUCAGAACUUACAACAAUGAAACACACCCACCCAGAAUGUUAUCAUUGGUCAGGUUAUUCCUCUCUGUAACGCAUUGUCCCAUUGAGGGUGCCUACAUGAGAGCAGCUACUCAUGCAUAGAAUUCCCACUCCUCACAGAGAAUCUUUGCCCACCAAUUGAAAUUAGGAAGCUGUGCAGUUAAGAUGAUUGUUGGGCACUUCUGAUUUGGCAAAACAGGUUCCAGAAAACAGUUGAUUUCAUUGCUUGAAGAUGAGAGUUAUUAGGUGGCUAUAGUAUUUUCCCCCACUUCAUUUCCAGGUGCUGAAUCAUUUGGUCUCUUCUCUUGUAUUAUCAAUGGGGAGGAGCAAGAGCAGACACACCGAGCAGUCUUCAGGUGAGUGCAGAUAAAACCUUUUGCCCCAGAAUCCUCCCAUCCACCCAAACAGUGGUGUUUUCCAACCUGUGACCACCUGAAUUGCAGAGAUGUCAUCUAAGGCAUAAGGUGUCUUCAGUGGCCUUGAUCUAUGGAUCUCAGUUUGUGGUACAGAUAGAAAAACAUGCUUGGAACUGGGUUAUCACCCAUGGAAGGUUUUCAAUUCAACAUCCAGGGUUGCCUAUAUUGGACGUUGGUUGUGAGGAUUUGUUAAGCUAGGGGAGAAAUUGUUUUUCAGACCUUAUGUAUGCAAAUAACAUAUCCCUUGGUUUAUAGGGUGCAAAAGAGUUGCCAAAAGCACACAAAACUCCAUUCGUAAUGUUAGGCUUUGAAAAUUACUGGACCAAUACCCAAAAUCCAUUAUGCCUGGCUGAGUCACCAAGAAGUCUUCCUCACAGUGGCCCUCACCAUUGCAAAGCUGAAUCCAGAGAAUAAACACAGCUCCUCUAACAUUCAUUCCCUUGGUUCUAUCAAAGGUUUGAUUAUUCCUUAGAUUUAUUGAGCCUUUCUCACCAAUAGCUCCAACCAGGCAUAAACCAAAAGAAAAGUUUGAUGAUUCUUGAAAUAUUCUAGGUUGGUAGUUUGUAACGACCCUUCCCUUAACUUGUGGUUCUUGGCAUGGGCUAUUUGUUCCAGAAACAUGGCCUGUAUGUGAAGCUUUCACAUACAUGAGGUAGCUGCUUAGCAACAAGAUGGAGUUCUAGCCUUGUUCUGUACCCUAGGAUUGUGUGGCUAGCCUAGGAUACUGCCGGCUAACAUUGCACAUUCAUCGUGGCGUCUUCAGUGGGGUAGCAGCUGAGGAACAGCAUAUGGCAGUUUGAAGUAGAUACUUUUGCGGGGGGAGGGAGUUAACUAUGGAGAAGUAGUUCCUUCUGUCUUCCAUGAGCAGCUCCUCUGAGGUGGCACCACUCAUGUGAGAAGUUAUUUGCUAAGCCAAGCCUAGAGAAAUAACAUCUGUGCCAACAUGCAGGCACUUUUCGUCUGGUUUUGACCCCAAUACAUCAUUUUUUGUGGGUCUCUUUCUUGAACCUUAUGAUGGGGUUGUAUCUUCAGAGCUUUAGUUAGCUAAGUCACAUGGUUUUCUCCUCAGGUUUGUGCCUCGUCAUGAAGAUGAACUGGAAUUGGAGGUCGAUGACCCUCUGCUGGUGGAGGUUCAGGCAGAAGACUAUUGGUAUGAGGCUUAUAAUAUGAGGACAGGGGACCGGGGCAUCUUCCCUGCUUACUACGCAAUUGAGGUCACCAAGGAUCCAGAUCAUAUGACAGGUACUCAACCCAUCAAUGGCUCUGCUACUCACACAUAUCUGGCCACUUGUACCCAUUCCUGCUCUGUGCUUGUGCACUUCAGUCCUGGCUCAGAGCUGUCUUGUAAACCAGGACUUUUCCUGAGAAAAUGCUGACAUUUCAGACACUCUUCAAAGUGGAAGGGGAAAGGACAAAGCUGGUGUACAAAUUAUCUCUCAUAUGAAGGAGUGUAGAUGUUCACGACUUGUGUCCCAUCCCUGACAGCUAUGUCAGUAGUUAGAGCAACCAGAAGUCUGUUCCCUCCUAACUUUACGUCAUGUAGGAUAUCUAUGUGAAUUGGAUUCUUCUCAUUGGACUUCUGAUUUUCAGAUUCAAGCAAGAGUAGCGAUUGGGUGGACCAGUACCGGGUGAAGUUUCUCGGCUCAGUCCAGGUUCCAUAUCAUAAAGGCAAUGAUGUGCUGUGCGCAGCUAUGCAGAAGGUACUGUCCCUGCCCAUGGGAACCCUGUCCGGUGGGAAAAGCCAUGGUUUUCCCAUGGAACAUUUUCUUUGGGGGGAGGGAAAAUGUGAUGUUAUUUUGUUUAGAAAAUGUACAUUGUGCCUUUCAAUGCAACUAUUGAAAAUACAACUAUUCUCAAAGCAGAGAAGAUCAAACCAACAUACGAUUAAAAUGCCAAGAAAACUAUCGGAAGGUGGUGUGUGGGUGUGUUAAGUUACCAAAGUUACCAAAUUGGCACAUUAACCAUAAAAAGCUUCUUGGGUAAAUAAACUUGCUUUUAGUGCCUACUUAAAAAGGCAAAGUCCUGAAUUCGGAAGAUCUCUGUAGGCAAUUGGUUCUGCAGUCUGUGGGCCUCCAGCCAGAAAGCACUUUUGUGGUGGCUACCAAUUCAAUAGAAAAUAGAACCACCAGGAGAUUAGCUGCAUUGUAUCUUUAGGGAGGACAAUAUACAUAUGCAGAUAGUCCCCGUAGAUAUUCCAGGCCCAGGCUGUGAGUGACAUUAAGAUGUCCAUACCAGCAUCUUGGCCUGGAACCAGCUGGCAGCCGUUGGAGCUCACAUAGGAUUGGUAUCUGCUCCCCAUGGCUGUUGGUAGAAAUCAGUCUGGUGUUUGCAUUCUAGACCAGUUGCAGCUUCUGAAUAACUUCAGGAGCAGCCAUGUGGAGAGUAUGUUGCAGCUGUCUAGGUGGGAGGGUACCAUGGCAUGGCACCACAGUGACGAGAUCUCUGUCUUCUAGGAAGGGGUGUAGUUGGCAGAUUGGUGGCAGCUGAUAAAACAUACACUUAGCCACUGCUUUGGACAUAGAGUCCAGGAAGAGGCCUAAAUUAAAGAGGCACACACUCCACUUUGCAAACCUGCUCUUUCUGGGGUAACCACAUUCUGAAUAGGCUUUAUGUCUUUCUGGGGUAACUUCAUUCUGAAUAGGCUUUUUGUCACUCUGCUGGCAUUUACGCUGCCCACUACAUGCAAGUCCAUCCUGAAUGGAUAAAGCUUCCAUUGGUUCACCCUCAGCCUGCAACAUCUGAAAGUUAUGUGUGCUUUCUGGAACCUUUCCUCAAGAUUCCUUGAUAAUGCCAUACUAGUUCAGAUGGAAGUGGAGGAACGAGAGCUAAAACAUAGAAGGAAUUAAGCAGUGGGCAAGUUUGAAAACACACUCCUCAUCAUUUGUUGCUGUUGUUCUCUUCCUCCCUAAGGAGCCCAGAGCAGCUUGCAACAAUAAAACCACAUCAUAAAACAACAGAAUCAGUGUAAAAUAAUGUAUCAAUUAAAAAAGUUGAAAUACCGAACACCAUAUCUAAUGCAGCAGAGAAGAUUAAUGAGUCAUCCAUACGCUCUUCACCAAAGGCAUGAAUAAGCCGGUGUGCUUCUAACUGUCGGAGAAAGGAUGUCAGUGUUGGGGACAAGUGCAAUAACUUGAUUGAGUAGGAAUUCCAGAACUGAGGUGCAGCCACAGAGAAGGUCCUGCUCAUUUCAUAGCCAGUCAAGCCAUGCUCAUUGGCAGAACCAUGAGCAGGGCCUCCUCCACAACACUUAAAGCACUAUCCAGGUGGUAUUGGCGAGCGCACUCCUGCACUCCACCAAAAGCUAUCAUGGGUUAUAAAUAUUAACACACUUAGUAUAGUGUGGUGUAGUGGUUAAGAGUGGUAGACUCAUAAUCUGAUGAACCAGGUUCGUGUCUCCGCUCUUCCACAUGCAGCUGCUGGGUGACCUUGGGCUAGUCACACUUCUUUGAAGUCUCUCAGCUCCACUCACCUCACAGAGUGUUUGUUGUGGGGGAGGAAGGGAAAGGAGAAUGUUAGCCGCUUGAGACACCUUCGGGUAGUGAUAAAGCGGGAUAUCAAAUCCAAACUCCUCCUAUUCUUCUUCUUCUUGUUGUUUCCCAGCUAAGCUUCAAAAAAAGCAGUUCUCUUAGUAUUUGAUGUGGGAAAGAUACCUGUGGAGGUUGCUUAUUGACCAAUGCCAGUGAUGUCACCGAUGCCCCUCCUUAUUCGCCGUCCAUAUAGCAGUUCUGCAACUGAUGUUAAUACUUUGCAAUUUUUAAAUAAUGUGAAGAAUGAAUUUAACAUAUAUUAAUGUGGAGUGUGGGUGUGUAUGUAUAUGUAUAUGUAUGCCUAUAUAUACAGCAAUCUUGGGACAUGUCUAUCUUCAACCCUUCUCUCCUCCCACUCCCCAAACAGAUCACCCAUCUUCUGGUUUCAGGUACUUUGAAGUCAAUGUUUCUUGAAACUGCCAACCUGGGAGGAGGAAUGGGGACCCUAGUUUUAUAUUAAAUGGGGGGGGGGGCGAUAUUUUCCGUGAGAAGAGCAGUGUCACCAGAAACUCCAGAUAGUUUGUGUGACAGCUGGUACACAUUUUCUGUUUUGGCACAGAUUGCCACUACUCGCCGCCUCACCGUGCACUUUAACCCGCCCUCCAGCUGCGUCCUGGAGAUCAGCAUGAGAGGAGUCAAGAUUGCUGUGAAAGGCGAUGACUCUAAGGAUCCCAGCAAGGUAGGCUUGACCACAUGUGUAGCUCUGCUGCCAGCACUGUUCCUGGGUUCUGUGCUCUCUGUCCCUCAUUAUUAUUACAUCUUCCAGCAGCAGCUCAGUGCUACCCCUUGGCCAAUAAACAAAAGAGAGCAUGCAAAUGAGAGCGAUUUGCAUAUGUCCUGGCUGGCGGUGCCUCCUGUCUUUUCCUGAAGGAGUCUAUUGGGGAUUGGAUAACAGGGCAGAGUCAUAUUCAUGCCCUGAAGUCCAGAUGCAAAAGUACAUGCUUCCCAGGCUGUAGGUAUAUUAAUGCACUGGAAGGUCUGUUUGCUAAGCUGCUCCGAUAAUCUACGAAGCAUUGCUAGUAGCGUCUGCUACUAUUUUAACCAGUGUCCUGUGGAUCUGUGCAGUAAAGCCUCUCUGCAUAAGUAGCUCACAUGGAGCUUUCAAGAGGAAGGAGCAAAGCCAUUCAGAAAGUGCAUUCUGUUCACAAUGGAAAUGCCCUACUAGAGUCAAUCAAGGGCAGUGGACCUGAAAGCAGAAAGACUGAGAGAAAUAUAUAUGAUAGCGUGUUAAUUAAUUAUCUGAGCUUGGGCUGUGUUUAAUCAACACAGCUGGCUUCAAUUUAUUUUGCUUGAACAAAACUUGUUUGAAUGUAUUACUAUUUUUCAAAUGUGUGUAACCAACUGUCCCAUUAUUAUAUAAUGUUUCGUGCACUAACACUAAAGUAGAAUCCAUUCAAUUCUACCUCAUGAAAUGAUUGUAACAGAACCAAGACCUUUCAUUUAUUGAAGGUUAAAUGACACACAAUGUGAAGGCUGGGACGUUUCGUAGCUGGUACAAGAAUAUUGCUUGACUCUGAUACUGCUGCAGCCUUCCUAUAAUCCUGAACCUGAAAUCCCCGCUUUCGUAUUCCUGCAUAAGACCCUUUAGGAGAGAGUAAGAAGCUUAUGAUCUGGAACUAGUGAUGCCAACAGGGUUUUCUGGACCCAGGACACUUGUAUGUGGAUUAGACCCUCUGCCCCACUCACAAAAGAGGAUACAGAUUUGCAUAUGCUUUGUGUCAUACGGAAAUUUAUAUAAUCUUUUGUGAGUGGGAUGAAGAGCCCAAAAAUAGAUAAGGAGCUGCACAUCAGUAAUAAUAUGUCUGAGAGGCAGAAUGUCAGCGGGGGAAGCUUGCUCUGUAUUUAUGUUUCCAUACUAGAAAAGGUUUAACCUGUUAAAUAUCUGCCUGCCACACAGCUGUUAAAGGCACAAGGGCACGGCUGUCCUCCAGUGCCAACCCUAAACCGUGCAAAAAACUCCUGUUCCCUGAGUUGUUAACCUGUUACGUUACGCUUCAUCAAUUGAUCUUAGGUUGGCAUUACUGUAUUCAUUUCAAGACCAGACACGAUAUUUCAGAUGGUAGGGGAGGGUGUGUACCAAAAGUGGCAUAAGAAAUACAGCGACUGAGGUUUAAAUGCUCAUGGCUGGAUGAAUUCAAGAUUGAAUGCAGUGUAUUCUAGCAGCAUUUGCUGUGGUUAGUUAUUGUUUUUAUUCCUUAACAACUAGAACAGUGUUAUUAGCACAGGACAAACAGACACCCUUUUCUUUUUCUUGACCAACAGUAAGUAACUGUUGAUUAUCAUACUGGGAACAAGAAGCUGCUUCCAAUAAUUCCCCUAUUUUCCCCACCCUUUGGUUGAAAAAGCAAUCAGUUCAGUUGACAAUCCACUUAAUGACACCCUCAACUGCAUUUCCCUAAGAAGAAACCAACGCACCAAGGGGCUAUUCAGCCCCUCCCUGACAGGCCUGAAUAUAGCAAGCUAGGGCUACUUUGCAGGGUUGAUGUAACCCACAUAGCUCUCUCAGUUGCAGUACCCCCCUGUGAUAUGUAUUUUGCAUUAGCAGGAUUUUUUAAAAAAUAAAAUCACAUAAUAUUGGAAAAAGCUCUUUUCUUGCAUGAAAUUAAUUCUGAGUUAGAAAGAGCAGGAAUUACUUACUGUCCUAGCUGCUAAUUUUGCUUUUGGGUAGACAUGCUACUGCCCAAUUACAGCUACACUAAAAUCCUGGAUUUUUCAGUUAUUGUUUCUGGUCAACAAUCCCAUUUCUACCAGGGAAAGCCAAAGGAAGAGAAAAGCUUUUAAAAGAACCUGGAAGAUCCUUCAGAAUGAAUCAGGCAGUUCUUUCUCCAUCUAGAAAAAAAAUCACACAUACAGCAAGGAAGACAGUAAAAUGGCUUAAAACUGAACCAGGCUGAUGCUUUUCUCAAGUGUUUGGAGAAAGGACUUCCUUGGUCAUUUUGGAGCUGUUUUUGGGUCUCCUCUGAUGUGUGUGUAACAUAGCACCUGUCAAUCACAGCUGCGACUUCACUCAUUGACUAAAAUUGCUAAAAGAUGGGAAUAGGCUCAUAUCACACAAAAUAGUCUAUUCACAUUUUUCUUCCUAACUUUCGUUCUACAAGGGCUAAGGAUCUAAGUAAUUUAAAAUGGACAGAUCAGGAGUCUGGGGGCCCUACUCUGAGGCCAGUAUAGCAAGACUCCCGUAACUUGAUUUUCCUUCUCAUCAGCCCUGACUGGAAUUUCCCCUGUGCUUCCUACCAUACAAGCUUUUGCAGUGCAUAGAUAAACUGUUGUGAGUUACACAAUGGGAUAUCCUUCCCCCAAAACACAGCAUGAGGUCCUUUUAAUUUGUGACAUGGAUCUCCCAAGGGUGAGGGAUCCGAACACAUUUUACUUUCCCUUUCCUUCAAUAAAUGGCUCUGGUUCCUCAACGGUCCUAACUCUUACCCAAGCCUAACAUCUUGCUCUCUCCGUCCUGCAGGGGAAUAAAUGUAGCCACUUUUUCCAGUUGAAGAACAUUUCAUUCUGUGGAUACCACCCAAAGAACAACAAGUAAGUCCCUGCGGAUGGUCAAAAUGAAUUCAUGGCAAAGGAGACACACAGCUCUUCCUCCUUGCACUAUCCUGCAGUGUAUCCUAGGCAAUUUGGGGCUUUGAAGUGUAACUUGUUGUAUAGGAAGUUCCUGUGUGGCAAUCUUCUUAAUCCCUACUAAACAAUAUGCUUGAUAAAGGUGGGAUGGGCAUAUAACAGCAUUGUGAUCUUGUUAAUCAGACUGUAUCACCUACACUUAUCCUCCAUUUGGUACCAACAUAGAUAGACAGAAGCCAGAAGACCACUGUGAAUUUGGCGGGGUGUGUGCCCAUCAUUUGUUGGGGGUGGGGGGUUGGCUUCUCAAUCAAGCUUUAUUUUUAGAGAUCCAGGUGAGCUCUGUUGUCUCGGCUGCCGUUUACCAGCUUUGUCUGGUACGCAAAUUGCACAGGAAGAAAUGUAUUCAUCCCACUUCCUGCUUUUGCCCACACACGCAAAGCAAAACCAACGGCUUUCUCUUCAGGGAGGUAUAUUUUGUAACUGCAGGAAGAAUAGAACCAAUAGGUCUUGUUAUUUUGGUAGAGAAUUCAUUCCUAGCCUAGGAUACCAGAAGCCCAACCUUUAGCCCAAGCUCAUGUAUUGUGUUUUCUCUUUCAGGUAUUUUGGGUUCAUCACCAAGCACCCAGCUGACCACAGAUUUGCGUGCCAUGUCUUUGUUGCAGAGGAGUCCACCAAACCACUUGCAGAGUCUGUAGGGUGAGUUUUAGGCUACAUCCUGAAAAUUCCAACUAUUUACAAAGAUCCCAGUCUACCUGGAUCUAAGAGAGGGGUGUGUCGGUUGCAGAUGAGUACUGGAGAUGUCAGCAGAAGCAUAAGUGGCCAGGGAUCAGCCACUUUUCACCCAGCUCCCAACCCCCUAGACAGCUCAGAAGGAUACCAUGGUCAACGGUAUCAAAAGUUGCUGAGAGAUCCAGCAGAACCAGGAAACAGCUUUGACCUCUGUCUCUAGCCCACCAGAGGUCAUCAACCAGUGCAACCAAGGUGGUUUGAAUCUCGUGAUGGGGCCUGAAUCCCAACUGGAAGGGAUCCAAAUGGUCCACAUCCUCCAGAUGUGCCUGGAAUUGUUCAGUGACUACCCGCUCAAUCACCUUGCCCAGGAAUGGAAGAUCUGAGACUGGGCGAUAAUUGGCCAUAAUGGCCGGGUCCAUAGAUGGAUUUAAAGGAGUGAUUUAAUGACACCUUCUUUAAGGGGGUCCAGGAAAACUCUCUCACUGAGAGAAGCAUUCACCACCCCACAGAGCCCAUUGCCCAGCCCUGCCCGGCUCACUUUGAUGAGCCAGGAUGGGCCAGGAUCAAGGAGACAGGUGGUAGGUUUCACUCAUCCAAGCAGUCUGUCCACAUCAUUGGAGGUAACAGAUUGGAAUUGAUCCCAUACAACCUGACUAAGCAGAGCUUUGGCACUCUCCCGUCCCAGCUCUGCUCCCAUGAUGGAAUCUACCUCUUUCCGAAUCUGAGCGAUUUUAUCUGCAAAAAGCUUUCCAAAAUUGUUGCAGGAGAUAUUGGAGUCCUUAUCAGACCCCAAUGACAAAGGUGGUUCUGUUAGACUACAAACCACCUGAAAGAGUCUUCUGGUACCGUUUUCUGCAGAUGCAGUAGAGGCAGCGAAUAAGGUCCUCUUGGUAGGCUCAGUGUUGAGCUCUAACUUGUUGCUUUGCCUGUUCUGUGGAAGAAUCCCAGCUCCCAACUGACAUUCCAUUUCAUGUUUUCUUUUUGCAGGAGAGCCUUCCAUCAGUUCUACAAGGAAUGUGUGGAAUAUACGUGCCCCACAGAGGACAUCUACCUAGAGUAG
Podarcis lilfordi (Lilford's wall lizard) is the source of this 23036-nucleotide messenger RNA. The record is from the annotation of a GenBank genome assembly. Lineage: Eukaryota; Metazoa; Chordata; Lepidosauria; Squamata; Lacertidae.